AACCAGGGGUGGCGGUAGAGAGCCGCAGUUCGUACAGCGCGCACCCUCCGCAGGAGGGGCUGAGAUGUUUCGACAUCACCGCACCCGGCGUGAACGACAGCGGCUAAAGCUACAUGGUGCUCGGACUCGGCAGCUAACGUUGGGGAUUUGAUAUUCACUCAUCUCACCGUUGAGUCACACUGCGCCACCAUGGCUCUUUACGAGUAUGUCACCCAGGAGCAGCUGGCGGGCUUCGACAAAUACAAGUACAGCGCAGUGGACUCAAAUCCCCUGUCCGUCUAUGUCAUGCACCCUUUCUGGAACUUUGUGGUGAAGUUUCUACCGACAUCGUUGGCUCCAAACCUAAUUACAUUCACAGGCUUUAUGUUUCUUGUGUUGAACUUCCUCAUGUUGUCCUUCUACGACUUUGACUUCACUGCCUCUGCUGCAGGACAUGAACACGUGCCUAGUUUGGUCUGGGUUGCUGCAGGGAUCUUCAACUUCUUGGCGUAUACACUCGAUGGUGUCGAUGGUAAACAGGCGCGACGCACCAACUCCUCCACACCACUAGGGGAGCUUUUUGAUCACGGCCUGGACAGCUGGGCCUGCAUCUACUUUGUGGCCACUGUAUACUCCAUAUUUGGGCGUGGUGAGAGCGGUGUGGGUGUGGCAACGCUGUAUUACAUCCUGUGGGUGGUGCUGUUCUCCUUCAUCCUGUCUCACUGGGAGAAAUACAACACAGGCAUCUUGUUUCUGCCCUGGGGAUACGACAUCAGCCAAGUGACGAUCUCCCUUGUUUACUUGGUCACCGCUGUGGUUGGUGUGGAAACAUGGUACCAGCCAAUCCUGUUCCAUUUCCUCUAUAGAGACCUUUUCACCUUCAUGAUCAUUGCUUGUUCCUUCACCGUGACCUUACCCAUGAGCCUCUACAAUGUCCUGAAGGCUUAUCGCAGUAACACUCUGAAGCACAGCAGCCUGUACGAAGCCUUCCUGCCCUUCCUCUCGCCUGUCCUCCUCUUCAUCUUGUCCACCAUUUGGGUGGUGUUUUCUCCAUCCAACAUCCUUGAGCUGCAGCCCAGGACCUUCUACCUCAUGGUGGGAACAGCAUUCGCCAAUGUCACGUGUAAGCUGAUUGUGUGUCAGAUGAGUAACACACGUUGCCAGGCGCUAAGUUGGCUGUUGCUGCCCAUGUCGUUGGUGGUGGCGUUAGCGGUCAGUGGAGUGGUCGCCAGCGAGACGCUACUGUUGUAUCUGUGGACAGCGGCUGUCAUACUUGCACACAUACACUACGGUGUAUCCGUGGUUCAACAGCUCAGCGACCACUUCAACAUCUUCGCCUUCUCCCUGAAGAAGCCGAACAGUGACUGACAGGAGGAGGAACGAAUUGGCUUGAAAGGAGCGGAGGUUUAAACUCCUCCCCUCCUCUACUCUACUGACACUUCACUCUCAUCACCACGGAAACCACAUCCCCUCCCCUCCAUCCAUGAGGACGCCGCAAGUGGAACGGACUAUGGCCCUAUUUUCCACUGUCUCCAAACACACAUUCCUGGCCAACCAACCAAACCCUGUCUCUGCGAUGGGGCGGGCCCAGGGGCUCUGGCUUCCGUCAUUGGUGAUUGGCUAACUUGGUUGAGCCAAUGAGGUGCAAUUGUUUCCUACGGAAAUGUGCUUCAGUCAUGAGGACAAGAGCCCUGACGAGCCAUGCAAACACACACACACACAAACAAACAAAAGUUAUUCUGCUUUCAUGCAGAUCAUUUUUAUCUUGUGGCAGGUAUUCCCAUACAAACACACACACAUAGUUAUACACUCACAUAGUAUUAUGAAUGUAUAAUAUGCCUUGGGAAAACGUCAUUUCAGUUUUUAGCAUUAACAGAAAGUAGUGCUAUUUCAAAACUGACCAAACCUCUGAACUCUGACCACAUGCGGCUCUCGCGUUCACAGCUGCGUCCAAAGUUUAAAGGUUCAGUCACCAGUUUUUCAUGGGAUGAUUUUAAGUUGGAAAUCUCUGUGAUAUAUGUUAAUAACUAUAUGUAUAUAUAUAUAUAUACACACACAUAUAUAUAUACAUAUAUAUAUAUACUGUAUGUGCGAUGGGUUCGGGGCAUUUUAAUUUCAAUAAUUGGUCCUAUAAAACAAAGAAUUAACGUCAAAUUAAUUCCACUUUCUAUUGAACAACCAGGGUUAAGACUCUACUAAUCUUUGACCUCUGUCUGAGCACUGGCCUCCUCGCUCCCCCUACCUUCUGAGGUGUCACGGUUUCAUGCUAAUUCGUUCGGUUUCUUUUUUCUUAACAUACAUUUAUGGUAUGGUAUUAUUUGUUAGUCUGUUGCCAUGGCAGUGGUGUGUGGUUUAGUGGCGCAGCGUUUGAAUGAAGAGUGUGUCCAAAAACCAGAAACGGAGCGGACUCACUCUGAGGGAACAAACCGUUGCACAGGACACCGCAAACACCACACAACUCUGCCUGGUGUCACACUCUACUACUCACACACUGUUACCACACCUUUUAUACUGUCUGUCAGGUAACUUGUGUGUUUCUUUCAGUCUGUUAAACACUGUUCCUCUGUGUGACUGUCUCCAUGGUGAAGAUGGAUAUUCAGUAGCUGCAGACUGGACAUUGCUUCUCAUCCAGCUGGGUUUCACUUUUUUACAACAUAGACAUUUUGUCAGUGUGACUGUAGUUUGGAUGAAAUAAUUUAUUUUGUGUUAUCUGACACAUCCCUUUUAGCAUUGUUUCAAAGUCAGCACUCAAUCUGUCUGUUAAAGAAGUUAAACAGAAAAGCUACACUCAAGGGUACAGUUCAAGCUUGGCCCGAUCGAAGCCUAAGUGAUCGAGGCCCAAGGCUAAGGAAUUCUAUGAGUCUUAUUAUUUUCAAACCUUUACUCUCAACCAGAAUGGGAAAAGACUGGUGGAGCUCUGGUUCACAUAUCACACCUCAAUUUCACCCGACGAAAACCAGGUGGAACUGAUGUGCGACAGUUUGUAUGAAGGAAACUGUUGUGAAAGCCUUACAAGGCAAGUCCAAUCUGGAGCUCUGUGUCAGUCUGACUGAACAUGAAGCCUGAAUGUGAAUGUUCAGUCGAGGUAAUUAUGGGCUUGCUUACCGAUUAAAUGGUGCAUAGGAAAUAUCACUCGGGCAAAAUGUAAAAAUAUACUUGUAACUUGGACUUGAUUAGAUUUGCUUAUGCUUUUCUUUCACUUGUUUUAGUGCAUAAACUGUGAGCAACAGUGAACAUGGAGGAGGCCCACCCUGUAGUGUCACUGCAGUCUUGUCAGGGAGCAAAAACAUCCAACUCUACUGCCAUAACACCCAGCGAAGCAGCCAUGUUAGUUUCCCGUAGCUCUGCCCUGUGGCUGUAUGCAGUCAAGCACAUUGUAAUAGUUGACAUUUUGAUUUCACAAGUCCUUUUUAAUAAAGCCCCACGUCUGUGACUGUAGUGACUUGAGAACAACUGAUUGUGAGAUGCACUGUCUGGGUAUGUGCUGAUCCAAGUAUGUAUGGGUGUGUACUCUGUAUGUGUGAAUAUCUGUGUAAAUACAUUAUUUCUUCAUUUUCAUAUUUUAUUUUUUGAAACUGGAUUGUUGCUCAGAUGGUUGAAUUUUUUUUCUUUCUGGUUCAGCUCUUGACGGGUGAGAUGGUCGACCAGUAGAGGACAACCAAUCAGCAGUGAUCUUGAAAGAUGCAAAGUUUCAUGCUGUCAAGGAAGCAGUUCCUACAUCUGACAAAUGUUUUAUGAACAAUUUUCCUCUCUGCUGCUCCACUCUCUGAUUGGAUCGUCCUUGAGGUCACAACUCUGGGAUAGUUUGGAGGCGGCAAAGACCACAAAUAAUGCUAAAUGCUAAUAAGCUUUUCAAAUCUUAAUUAGCAAAACAAUCUGCCAGCAGAGUGAGACACACAUGAAGAGACAGAGUCCCACUCUUGGUAGAUAAACUCCUUUUCUUUAUCAAACCUCCAUUUUCACAGCUACUUUCUGUGAGCAUCUUUUUGUAGUGUGCUCUUCAGCUUCUCUCACCACAUUCUAGGACAAACUGCCCCUCCUCCUGGAUUAAUGACUCAAACCUUUCAAGUUAUGAUGAAGUUGUUGUAAAAUAUAGCUCUGGAAAAAAACUCCAGGGCUCCUGGGUGGCUACUUGUGACGUUGUAUUUAACCAGUGAAAGAAAAGACUGUCCAGAAUCAAAUAAAAGUGAAAGUUUCUUUAACCAGC
Messenger RNA from Paralichthys olivaceus (Japanese flounder), 4186 nucleotides. It is a transcript of the gene selenoi, whose product is annotated as selenoprotein I. Gene Ontology annotation, molecular function: ethanolaminephosphotransferase activity. Gene Ontology annotation, biological process: phosphatidylethanolamine biosynthetic process. The record is from RefSeq and is a predicted model, not a curated record. Gene Ontology annotation, cellular component: Golgi apparatus; endoplasmic reticulum membrane. NCBI's taxonomy places the organism in Eukaryota, Metazoa, Chordata, Actinopteri, Pleuronectiformes, Paralichthyidae.